Corythoichthys intestinalis (scribbled pipefish) is the source of this 1483-nucleotide messenger RNA. RefSeq names its product tripartite motif-containing protein 66-like. Bases 266 to 1351 code for a protein of 361 amino acids. Gene Ontology annotation, molecular function: protein binding. NCBI's taxonomy places the organism in Eukaryota, Metazoa, Chordata, Actinopteri, Syngnathiformes, Syngnathidae. The transcript has 10 exons. The record is from RefSeq and is a predicted model, not a curated record. Gene Ontology annotation, cellular component: chromatin.
UGAUAUAAACUCUUGUAUCCCAUGACCCUGAAGAGGACAUGCUCGAUAGAGGAUGAGUACAUGGAUGUUAUCCAGAAACAAAAUGUUGUCACAACAUCCCAUUGGGGUGGGGCUUGAAAUAGUCCAUGUACUCACCAUGGUUGUUACCCUGAGGGACAGUGACAUUUGGUUUUAAACAACAUUGUUCCUGUCAUUAACACCCCAUCUUGUAUCUGGGAAAACUCAGCAGUCUCUUGCAGUCAUCAUAACCAGAUAGCUCAUCACUAUGGACAAAGUGGAACAAACAGGCAGAAUUUCUCCAUUCAGGAAAAAAAAAUACAUUACGGGAAAUUUUCCCAACAACAUAAGCAGGAUCCGACCAGAAGACAAGAAAAUUCUGGAUAAUUCCUGCAAAGCCGUAGUGAGACUUGAGCGUCUGAACCUGGUGUCUCUGGUGCGACAUCUAUGCCAAAACCAAGCGGAGUUCUCCGAAGAAUGCUUGGAUUGUUCUUGGCGGGAUGACAUCAACCAAAAUGCAUCCAACAUUGUGGCGGUCCAAGAGACAGAGGCUGAGCCAGACACCUUCUUCUUGGAUCCCGACCGGAGGCUGAUCACUGUGCUUCAGCCGCAGCCAGAAGAUCUGAUAUACUAUUCCAAAUGUGAAGAACCAUUUCCAACCCGGGAAGGGGUCCAAAACUGCACAGGCGAGCGUCAGGAGAUGGAAAGUGAAGACUUCUGUGCAGUGUGUCUGAAUGGAGGAGAUUUGCUGUGCUGUGAUCUUUGUCCCAAGGUUUACCACUUGGCCUGUCACCUUCCUUCGCUGCUCAGCCUUCCAACGGGUGAUUGGGCAUGUAGUUUGUGCAGGACUGAUAAUCCAGGCAGGCUCUCCCACUGCGAAAAAGUCGAUGCACCCUACGCUCUGUCUGACUGUGACCAGGGGAGAUGUGAGAAGUUAACAUUACUGCUGUACGUUCACCCCCAAAGCGCUCCUUUCCAUGAGCCUGUUAGCCACCUGGUGAAGAACUACUACCAGGUGAUUAGGAGGCCAGUGGACCUGUCGCUGAUCCGCAGGAAGCUGGAUAAGAGCAACACUCUACACUAUUUCAUGCCAGAGCACUUUGUCCACGAUGUCCUGCUUAUGCUCAAGAACUGUGCUACCUUCAACUAUCCAGACUCGGAGGUUGCCCGGGCCGGUCGAAACCUGGAGGUGUUUUUCCUGAGCAAACUGAGGGAGAUCUUCCCCGACAGGAGGUUCCCGUCGGCCUGCCGCGACAGGAUGGAGCGAGCUCGCCUGUGGUGGCGCCGUGAGGAAGAGGAGGGUGGAAGAAGGAGGAAGAGAUGCUUUCUCACUGGCAAAAAAUCUAAACGUUAGGAAGAUUGAUAACCAAUAAAAUUAACAUUGCUUCUAACAUACAAGUAAGAUCACUUGUCACAAAUAGAGACAAAAUAGACAUUCUGGUAGAGAAAAUGCACUGAUAAGGCCAAUCUGUAAACUUUGGAUUUC